Messenger RNA from Gigantopelta aegis, 2395 nucleotides. RefSeq lists its product as uncharacterized. The transcript is spliced from 4 exons. Gene Ontology annotation, molecular function: tubulin binding. Bases 285 to 875 code for a protein of 196 amino acids. Gene Ontology annotation, biological process: positive regulation of protein polymerization; microtubule bundle formation; microtubule polymerization. Gene Ontology annotation, cellular component: microtubule. The record is from RefSeq and is a predicted model, not a curated record. NCBI's taxonomy places the organism in Eukaryota, Metazoa, Mollusca, Gastropoda, Neomphalida, Peltospiridae.
AACAUUACAAGACAGGUUGUCUAGAUUUUCGACAGGUUGUAGAGUUCUAGUCUAGUGCAAGUUUUAGCGAUCACCUAGUUUUGUGGAUGUCACUGUGUUCUUGAGUAGAAGGUAAACCAACUUAGGACGGUCAUUUCACAGGGAAGUUUCUUACAGCUGAAAAAAGCCCCCAUCACUAAUACUGCUGAGAUAGUUGGACAGAAUAACUUCGGGAUUUUAUAUCGCCAUAUUAUUUGUGAGUUUUGGCAGACAGCACUUGAGGUUAACCGCUGAGCACGUGCAACAUGUGUGACCCGGAUGUGGAGAAGGACCUGUGCUGUAUGUUUGAGCGGUACGUGGUGCUGGCGGCGGCGGGUAAGAAGCUCACCGCGGCCGAGAAGAAGGUGGCGACGGAGAAGGCGAUUGGGAUGUUACUCAAGGACAGUCUGGGGGACAAGUUCAAGAAGAUAAACGAGUCCAGCGUCUUCCCCAUACACAAAGACAAAACAAAAGGCAGCUCCAGCUUCAACAAGGUCCACCUGGAGAAGUUCUGCUGCGUCGAUUACUUCGCGGACCUGGCCGCGUGUCGCAUAGAGCGAGACGAGAAGUGCAAGCGGCCCGCGAGAGACGACGAGAGGGUCCAGAGCGAGGCUCACGACCUGAUGAUGAAAGUGGCAGAGAAAGCGAAAGAAGACCACACUGGCAAAAGAGCAUCCGCCUCUGGAACCGCCGCUAGUGUGACGGACAGACUAACGGACGCCAGUAAAUACACGGGGUCCAGCAAGGAGCGGUUCGACGAGUCUGGACAGGGGAAGGGGAUCGAAGGUCGCGUGUACAGGGUGGAACACACGGGUUACGUCGGCCAGUACAAGGGUCAAGGCUCUUUCGCCAAAUAGACACACACACACACACACACGCAUCCACACCACCCUACUACCACGGAAUACUGAGUCAGCGUCAGUCUUCAACACUGUUUGUCUUCUUAGAUGUUAUAGAAUAAUUAUAGAUAUUGUAGCGAUUAAAUAUGGACGUGGUUUUCUCAUUGAUACAAUGUAUAAUAGAUAGAGAACAAGCAUAUUCGGUAAACCUCUUCGCUAAAGAAUAUAAAAGGUUGUGUGGGGUGCUGGGAAUACUGAGGAGGGAUAAAGUUUUCACUAACAACGACACGCGUGGAAUAAAUUACGGUAUUGUGGCAUUAAUUAACAAAACGAUCCUUACAAAACCAUAUUGUAUGACAAUAUUAAUUGUUGCGUGCUCCAGUUCGUGAAAAUGAUAAUUUGUUGAAUACUAUUAGCCCUCAAAUGUUCAUCUUAGGUGCCUGAUAAUACCAACAACUGGAGGGGCCACUAAUAUAUUACUACGCAUUCCGGGGGGGGGGGGGGGGGGGGAGACAGUGUAUUAUUUUCAGGACAAUGCCCACUGCCCCUUUUCCCCAACUUCCAAUGCCUAUGUUCACUUUGAUAAUUUAUGUACAUGAAGUAUGUUAAGGUCUCACUACACGAUUUAUUUUCUAGUUAUUUUUUUAUGCAUCGUGGUUCCUAACUGUUAGAGUUUGGUGGUGGAUAUAUCCAUUUCUGGUAAUUGAAAAAUAAGCUAAUUUGUAUUGAUUUUAAAUGUAUGCCCUCUGUGUGGAUUUACACAUGAUGUUUGUGUAAAUCUGACCGACACAACGGUUAUCUGCGAUCAAUCCAUGAACUGUCUACAGGAGGACAGCCACUCCCGAGGAAAUUCAUCACUGGACUCUUGCACUGCCACAAGAAGGACUGCCACUCCCAUACCGGUUUACUAAAACAAAACUGUGCAUACGUAGUGGCAUACGUAGUGGCAUGUGUACUGGCAUACGUAGUGGCAUACGUAGUGGCAUACGUAGUGGCAUGUGUACUGGAACAACAGAUACAGCAGUGAACUCGUGCAGGAAUCAAGUAGCUAACAACUGGGAUAUAAAUAUUCUCCAUUUAAUUGAAUAUGGAUUUCCAUGGCAGAUGGCCUCUGUACGUGUAGUGAGACCUUAUAAUUGCAUUACAUGUACUGUGUUAAAUAUUCGACUGUGUAGAAGUCUAUAGAUUAUGCAUCAACUACUAUUGUCUCAACCGCAAAUUACACAUUUGAGCAAAUACGUUAAAAAUAAAUAAUGUUUUUAUAACUAUUAUUCUCAUGCCCGUACGGUUGAUCUUGAAACAAGGGGUUCUGUGUGGGGUGUCUUUAGUGUUUACAUCUCUGUGUAGGGCCAUCUUUAACCCCUCUAUAUAUCGGUAUAUAAUAUGUAUGUUAAGGGUACACGCCUUAGAUCUCAAAAUGGAACAAAUGUACAUGAUUCAGAUACAUUUAUAUGGGCUCGUUCGAAUUCACGUCCCUGUCCCACGCCCUGAAGGGUAUGACUUCUUACUACUAUUGAACGAAUUAAACUAUUAGGCUA